ACCCCAAAGCAAAUGUAACAAGCACACACAGUUUGAAAAUAUAGCAUACUUGAUGUAUUUUCUACUGAUAUUUUCCUAUAAAUAAGAUUAGUUUCGCUACAUUUUCAAUAUUUUAACCUAUACUUGUGUAUUUUCUGUGAUAUUUUGAUUUAGCUGUCUAUGAGUCACAAUGCCUUUGCCCAUUCAGAGGUGCUUCUUCAUCUUCAGUCUUCGACAAGGCACAAUGCUGAUUGCUGUUGUCCAGCUGCUGCUCUCUGCCAUUGGACUGUUCCUGCUGCUGCUGGGUAGCGCUCAUGCACAGGAAAUGGCUACAAUGCUAGAAGCUGACAUAGAAGACUCGGCUCAGCGAGAGGGAAUUGUCCUCUCAUCAGAGGACAGUGGAUUAUUUGGCUCGGAAGUAAUGAUCAACUCAUUCAACCAAAAUGACAUACGGCUCCAUAAAGCGCAACAUCUUGCGAUUGUGGUUAUCAUCACUCUCUACACUGGAGUAGCCAUGACUACAGUUCUCUUGUUCUCCUGCAUUUUAUUGCUCUAUGGAGCUAUAAUGCACGUCAGACAACUACUGGUUCCAUGGAUCAGCGUAGUUCUGCUGGGCCUUGUAUUCUGCUGCACAGCUAUGCUGGUCUCCAUGUUCUUGGCUCAUGGUACGAGGGCCUUCAUCAUACUGGUAGUGGGCAGUCUACAUCUUGCGCUGGGAUUCUACCUGUGGCUGGUUGUCUAUUCCCACUACAGAGAGCUCUGCGAGUUUGAUAGAGUCACUUGCAGUACAUCUCAUCACACCCUCAAACUGGGCUACCUUCACUUCCCUGACAGUGUCUAACUUCCUCUGUACAUUUAUCUAACUCCUUAUGAAUAUUACCAAAACACCCCAGGCCCCUAUACCCCUAAAGAUCUUUCUGAGCAUCUUACUUCAACCUUUAAGUUUCUCUAACGGCUGAACGAUUGUCCUGAAAGUCCCCUUUUAAUGAGUUAACUGGUCAGUCUAAAUAAUGAUAUAAUACUUUUCCUAAAUACCCGACCUCCAUAUUUGCUUGCUGAUUACUGUAAAAUACUGUCAUUCCUAUUUUCACUCUACAUCUAUAAAAAAAAAACCGCCGCAGCAAACCUGCCGACUAAGCGAAUUUCCAUUUGUCGGAAUUGAUUUUCAAUUAAAUCUAUUUAAAUAACAUUAGUUUUAACAAGUACCUAGGUUUGCUGCUACAAGGAAAACUAAUAAAGUGUGUUUUUUAGUCAAAUAUAAAUAGCUUAGUAUACAGUAAAUAAAUUUGCCAAGUUUGAUCAAAAAAUAUCCAUAAACAAGCAAACUACAUUUUACAAUAUUCUGUAUUUUUGUUAAAAAAUGUCAACAUGACUAUGACCUUAGUGUAGAAAGAAGUCGUUGAUAAUUAAAAUUAGUUUAAAGGGUACUAAUGUUUUUAAAUAUAUAUAUAUAUAUAUAUAUAAAUUUGAACGAAUGGUGUUUUUAGCCUCUGGGGACAUCAAAAUGAAAAAAGUAUAUUGGUCCCGGGCCUAGGUCUUACCAUGGCCACCUACGGUAAUAGCUACUUCCCAAUGGGGAAAAUUGCUAAAAUUAGGUAAAUCCUCUUGUAUGGAGUUAUUUUGGAGUGACUUUGGUUAUUCCAACCUCAUCAUAUCAUCAUAUUAUAACUUAUACAUAAAAUUACACAUUUUUACUACAAAAGUGCUAUAAUCAAAUCUUAAUGGUAUUAUGCAACAGUAAUUGUAUUUGUUAUUUUUUUCAACAAUUAUAUACAGGACCUUUAGCUAAUUUGGUGGUGGUACCUUAAAGUGAAAUUUGGAUUUCUUGAUAAGAACCACUGAUUUUUCAUGGUUCACUUUUAAUAUGCAAUACGUUUUAAGCAAUAAUAUUUCAUAAUGAAUCAUAUUCAUAAACAUAUCACUUUUACUGGAGUAGACCUGCCACAAAUCUAGCAGUUUUUUGUAACUCCUACAUAAUUCUAGAGUAAUUUGGCAAUACAGUAUCAAAUCAUCCUUCACGUAGUCUACUCUUGUUGUUUGUCAAAAUCAAAAUAAAUUAAGUACAUAAAGCAUGAACAUUUCUAAAUGAAACCUCGCUAAAACAGUCCCAUUAAUAAAUGACACCAGUAAAUAAUUAAGAGUACAUAAUCAUAUUGAAGUAAUUAUUUUAAUGUAUGAUGAAUAUUAAUAUUUUUAAAAAAUUUGAAAUUUUGUUUGUCCUGUACUUUAUCAAACCAUUGAUGAAUUAUUUGACAUUAUUUAAAAGUAGAGUGAAAAUGGAGGAUAUUAAACCAAGAUUAAGAUUGUAAUAAAUGGUGUAAUAAACAUAUAUGUAAACUGUUUCAAUGUGGAAAAAAUCAUGUUGUUUAAAGAAAUCUGUUACUUUAAUUAAGUUAAAAAUAUAUAGUGAUCUAAACAUGUAGGUUUAAUUAAGUUUAAGUUAUUGAUUUAUUUAAAAAUAACUAAUGUUUUGGGAUAUUAGUGCUUCAAGCACAUUUUUAAUUGAUUAAACCUGUGAUAAACUAAACUAAACUUAUUACAGUAGACCACCUCUUAACAAUCCCUAGCGGGACCGGGACCUAAGUCGUGUAACUCAAAAGGUCGGUUAAAACUGGCAAUCCCUAAAAACUUAAAAAAAAUUAAAUGCUAAUAUUUGGAAUUAUAUUAUCAUUAUUCUGAAGUUGUGCGUGUAUUAUUUACAAAAUAAACUACGCUAACCUCCUUUUCUUCUUAAGGAUUGACGAUAAAAGACACAAAUAAACCCUACACAUGGUAAAGACAAGUACUUUCAGUGGAAUAAAUCAUAGUCCUAGGCAAGAAUCAAUAAAAAUUAAUACCUUUAGUAAUAUAAAGUGAUGUUUUCAAAAUAUAUGGUAAUACAGUAAGGAACUUAUUGUCGAAAUUAAAGAUAUGAGCAACCAUUUCGUUAAGAGACAAGAUGAUUAUUUACCAUAAAUACAAAAUAACAAAUUCUUAGCAACAUCCUGUCGAGUUUAGUGUAUUGUUCCCAUUACCAAGCGUGGGAGCGGAAAUUCUGAGAUUCCUAGAAAACAGUGGUUAAACCGUACUCUCAAAACAAGGUCGGUUAAAACAAACUGUAAUAUUUUACGGGUGAGGGGGGGUAAUCUUGCGAGGUCGCUUAAGAGGGGGUCUACUGUAAUAAUAAUAAUUAAGAUCAAAGUGUACAAUUAUCAGUCUUCCUUGGUAAUUAAUAUAAACUUUUAUUGUUUAUGGCCAUGUAGUCCUUAAUAGGGGAGGGGAGGGGCAAGUUGUAAAAGUCUAUUUAUUUGCUGUUGAUGAUUCACUAAAACCAUCGAUUUUGAAUACUUUUCUGUAGCAGACUUGCAGUCAAAGGUAAAACAAAGUCAAUAUUAAUUUUUUGAAUCAGGAAGAUUACAUUGUCAUUGACAAUAUUUAUUUUUACUCAUAAAAUAUCUUUACUCAAUCCAUGUUGUUUAAGUCUUUAAUUUUUUAUAGAUACUGAAAUUUAAAUAAAUUUACUGCAAAACUAAAAAUGAAAGAUGGUGCUUAUAAAAAGGUCAAUCAGUAAAUUAUUAUUACAAUAGCAUAAAAAAAAAAAACUCUUUAAAUCACAACAAUUUGUUACUAUGGACAUAAUGAUUCCUGUUAUCUUACUCAUACAUCCUCUACACCCUAAAUGCUAAACAAGCUUUUAUCACUGUAUUUAUAAUGCAACAUUAAAAGGUUAGUUUUUCAUAGUAAAAAUUAGCCUAAACACUCUGUGAUUUUUAUGGUGAAAGACUUCAAGCAAUUCCAAGCAAGAAAUAAUUAGUUUAAUGAAAGCACAUGACUUUGACACAACAAAUUGCUGAGAAAUUUUUUUUUUUGUACAGCAACUAAAAAAGUACCAAAAAAGUAGGUAUUUAAAAAUUUAAAAGGAAAUAGUUUGAAUAUAUUUACCAUUCAAACAUAAGCCGGAAUUUAAAAACACAACCUAGAAAACUAAAUUUUUAACAGGACAUUUUAUAUCACAGGUUUCCAUUUUACUUACAAAACAUUGUAAAUUACAGUAAAAUGUUUGUGUCAAAUGAAGUCUGUGGCUUAAAUUAUCGAUUCAUCUUAGAAUAGUAAACAGAAAUUAGAUAUAACAUUAGAAUUAGAGUAUAGAAAGAUUCAUUCAAUUUGCAAAAAUAAAGCCAGCAGUAGAAGAAUUUGGAAGAAACUAAAAUACAGCAUACAAAGUACUUACAGAUAUGAGUCGUGUUGAGCGAAAUGUUUUAGUGUUGGUUGAUAUCAGAGUUUGGGUGGAAGAUGGCAAUACGAGAUCUAAUGAACUAGUUGAUGAUAGGAGUAUUUUGAUAACUAAGAGUACAGGAUAACAUUUUGAUCUAUUCUGAUCAGCCUUAAACUGGGAAGUGGAGCGCGGAACGUCAAGUCCACUCUCUUCUUGUCUUGAAAAUGUGAUAGUUCUGUUUUCCUAGAUGCGGAGAGAAUCGCCAUUGUAAUCACUUUUCUGCUCCCACGCCCAGGGAAAUCUGGCUUUAUGAGGUGAAAAAACACGUGACACAACUUGUAUCAUAAGAAUACUGUUUAAAACGGCAUUAUGAAACACAGAGCAGGUUUGCAACACUUAAUUAGGAAAUAUCAACUUCUUAAACACAAUUGAAAUGUUUCACUCAAUCCGAUUCGCAACAUAGUUGUCACAUAGGUAGACCGAACGCACAUAGUGCCUAACCGCACGGAAAAGUAGUAAACUAUCAGACAUUGAAUAUUUUAAAAUAAAUAGUUUUAGAAAUAGAAUUACUCUAAGAACAAUCACGUGUCUAAAUGCACAAUCAUUUGUCAUUGUGGUUUUAUGCUUUUUUUAAGCACUGGUGGAGAAAAAUUCAGGGGUGAUUGUUUUGCGUUGUAUAGAUGCAGGCCUAUACAAUACGGUGUGAUAUAUUGUUGAUAUUAUGAUGUACCUUUGACAGUUAAGCUUCUACAAAGGCACUAACGGUUGUGCGUAAAAUCAUCUCUGUCUUUUUCCUCUCAGGUGGCAUCUUUGUCUUAAUGAUUUCAGGAAUACACAGAUGUUUUUGAGCAGUGAAAAAUAGUAUCCAUUGAGUCAAUUAUUAUGAUGUUUUGUAAAAUAUGGAUAGUAUUUUGUGAUGCUAAACAAGAAUUGAACACAAUAAAUAAAAGUUAUCAUGGGAUAAAUUUAACUUGUUGCAUAAUGCUUGUAAACUCUUCACUUAACGAUGUUACUGAUAAAAUUUAUAGGCCUAUUUAAAUAUUAAAAUAUUUUAAAUAAAAGUAGGGGUUAUAAUACAACUAACUUGUAAUGUUAGUUGCUUAGGCAAUUGCAUUAUCUAUAAAUUUUACUAAAUAUAUACACGGCACCUUGACAUUUUAUGUGUUUUGUGACCCCUUGAGGGAUACAUAAUCUAAAUUAAUGACAAUAAGUUUCGAGUGUAUACAUCCCUGAGGGGAAAAUAUUGAGAAUUUGACUAGUAUUUGUAUGGAAGGGUUGUUAACCGAGAUAAGUAUAUAGGCCCUACUAUAGUUUGGCCACUUAAAAAACGACCUGCGCGCUAAUGCUAAACCAAUGCUGGAGGAGGUCGCUUUCUAAGCGGCCGAACAAUACAUUAAAAAUUCAUACUUUUCAAAUUUUACAAAUCUUUGUAUUGUUAACAAUGUACUAUCUAAGGAUAAUAUUUAAAUACAUCAAAACCAACAAACAAUCAAAGAUUGUUCAGCAUUCAAUCCCUCCUAAAAACAAAUAUUUUGAUACUUUUAGGUUACUUUUAAUAUUACAGGAGCCAUCUUAAGUUUUAAAAAGUUAACUUUUUAAUAUUUCCAAAUUAAUUUAACAUAGCUGUCUAUUCUAACAAGAGAUUGGCUACCUGCACACCUUUCCAUGAGGUUCUUGACCCUUUUGGAUCAAAGUGGUUACUAAAACCCCAGAAGCUUAAUUUAUACUGGUAUAUAUAAAUUUUCAAAACGAAAAUGCCAGCAGUUCUUGUAAUAUUAAAAUGCAAAUCCAGAUUUUAAACUGUUGAAUUUUAAACAACAAGACAAUUAUUUGUUAAUAAUUGCAUUCUAGAGAAGAAUGGUAUCAGAGGAAAAACGGGGGCUGAAAUAAAAUCAUUAUAGUUUUUGAAGGCUGCUCUUAAAAAGAAUAAAUAAUUAUGUAUCCAUAAACUAGCGUUAGUAUACAGUAGUUGAAUUGAUCAACGGUUUAUACUUUUCCUCUUUUUAAUUGUAAACAAACACAAUGAAAAACUAAUUUAUUGAUACACCAUGCAAUUCUGCAUUGCUGAUACGCAGCACUAGAGUUUGUAAAAUUUUUUGCUAUAAUUUUGUGUUUUUAGCUUGAUGUUACAGCAAAUUUAAAAUAACAAAUAAAUAAGAAGUAGUAGAACCAAAGAUAAGAUAAUUUUUUUUAUCUAAAUAUAAAAUAACAUUAAUUUAAGCAUCAAAAUCAUCUAUUAGCCGUUUACUACCCAUUGGAUGACUCCAUCAGGAAUAAAGUUUAAGAUGGCUUCAUGCAGCAAAGAUUAGGAGGAAUGAUAUAACAGACCAAACUAAGAACAAAAUGUUCAAUGAAGAUGGCUGCCAGAACCAAACUAUCCCCUAAUUUACCAAUGAGUGAGUUGAGUUAGCCUUAUCUAUCUAGCAUUUUGUUAUUCUAUAAAGUGUGUCUUGUAUAUGUGAAUAGUUUAUUUUUUACUCUAUGUAACAAAAGAUAUAUUUUAUGCCACUGAUUUACUCUAUACAUAUCUAAGGCAUGAUGUUAAGUGAUGGUUUUUGUUAAGUUGAAAGUAUGUUGUGAUGAUUUUAGGAGUGCAGACAAAUUACGAGAUUGUUAAUUUUGACAGCAAGCUAAAACAAUUUGUAAUCUUUCACGGCCCUAUUUUCUUAUUUGUUGUAAACAAAUUAAGAAUUUAAAACCCUUCUCGGUUGGCAUAGUAUACACAUGCUCAAAGUAAAAAAAAAAUCUCAUGCUAUUUAGAUGGGAAUACAAAUAACAAAAAAUACAAAAUAAAACCCUGGAUGAAACAAAUAAGGGAGAGAGAACAUCAACAUUGAAGUAAAACUUGAGUAAAUUGUCUUGAAAAUGACUUUUUUACCCAAUCAAGAUAAGAAACAUCCAUCUUACAAUGAAUUUAUUUUGAACAGUGUUGUGAAUCAGUUGUUUUAAGACUGAUUGUACGAAUAAUAUAAUAGGUUAAAUACCUGUUGUCCGUCUUUAGUCCUUAAAUAUAGUCUAAGAAUGACUAGUUUUUGGGUCACAGACCCUUUUUAAAAUCCACAUCAAACUAGUUGGUCUAUGAAUCCGACAGAAGUCUUUGUCAAUACAUAAAUACACGUCGACUCAUAAAGUUCACAGUUAUACACAAAAACAUUUAAUAACAGUAGGUUGGCAACAUUUAAACGUGGGGCAAAGCAACACAGGUUGCCUAAAGUUCCAUGUAUUGAGUUCCACCGUGUCCCCCAUUAAAAAAUCCAAAUUGAAAAUGGGUCCUUGACCUGAAGCUAGUCAUCCUUAAGUGCAUACUUAAGACUAUAUUUAAAGACUGAAGGACAAAAGGUACGUAACCUUAUAUUAUUUUAUUUAAGUCAAUCUCAAUAAUUUACAAAACCCGACCUCUAUUUGUAGUUAAUAAAUUUAAAACUGUCUGUCAUUUAAGUUUUAAAGUUUACUUAUGCCUUUGCUGAGGAGGGUGGUAUGGUAUUAAUUUGUUUAUUAAAAAAAAAUGUAUAACAUAAUUGAUUAGAGCUUCCUACACUACAAAAAAAAACUGUCCUAGAACUACAUGCUAAAUCGUAGGAUUAAAAAAAAUGUGUUGAUUUGGUAAACAGCAAAUGUUAUAGUACAAGUUAUUUUAUUUAACAGAUAAAACUUACGGUGUUUUCACCUUAAGAUGUGAUAUACCGAUGUAUUUUUAGGAAAUGUGUUGUGAAGAAGGUUGUAUUUUUUUGGAGAGGAUCAAUAUAUUUUACGAGGAAGAGCUACUUAUUCAACAGCUUGAAGCACAUGUACUUACAAAAAUAUAUAUAAAUAAACAAAAUGAAACGUAUUAUGAGACAA
This is a messenger RNA of Macrosteles quadrilineatus (aster leafhopper), 8014 nucleotides long. RefSeq lists its product as uncharacterized. Lineage: Eukaryota; Metazoa; Arthropoda; Insecta; Hemiptera; Cicadellidae. Bases 170 to 820 code for a protein of 216 amino acids. The record is from RefSeq and is a predicted model, not a curated record. The transcript is spliced from 6 exons.